ACGGCGCAGUGCGCAGGCGCGAGCGGUCGGGCCCCUGGUGCGCGCGGCGCUGGGUUGUAGCGGGAGUUCGUUCCUGUCAGAGGAGACCCGGCAGCGGGCGACCAGGCGGCUGAACCUCUUGCCUCACUGCCAUGGCAGCCCUUCGCUACGCGGGCCUGGACGACACGGACAGUGAGGACGAGCUGCCCCCAGGCUGGGAGGAGAGAACCACCAAGGACGGCUGGGUUUACUAUGCCAACCAUGCUGAGGAGAAGACUCAAUGGGAACAUCCGAAAACAGGAAAAAGAAAGCGAGUGGCAGGAGAUUUGCCCUACGGAUGGGAACAAGAGACCGAUGAGAACGGACAAGUGUUUUUUGUUGAUCAUAUAAAUAAAAGAACUACCUACCUGGAUCCAAGGCUGGCGUUCACUGUGGAUGACAAUCCGACCAAGCCGCCCACCCGGCAGAGAUAUGAUGGCAGCACCACGGCCAUGGAGAUCCUCCAGGGCCGGGAUUUCACCGGCAAGGUGGUCGUGGUCACCGGUGCCAACUCGGGAAUAGGGUUUGAAACUGCCAAGUCGUUUGCCCUCCACGGUGCCCACGUAAUCCUGGCCUGCAGGAAUAUGGCGAGGGCCAGUGAAGCCGUGUCUCGCAUUUUAGAAGAAUGGCAUAAAGCCAAGGUAGAAGCAAUGACCCUGGACCUCGCUCUGCUCCGUAGCGUGCAGCAUUUUGCUGAAGCGUUCAAGGCCAAGAAUGUGUCACUUCACGUGCUUGUGUGCAAUGCAGCGGCUUUUGCUCUGCCCUGGAGCCUGACGAAGGAUGGCCUGGAGACCACCUUUCAGGUGAAUCACCUGGGCCACUUCUACCUGGUCCAGCUCCUCCAGGGUGUUUUGUGCCGCUCGGCCCCUGCCCGUGUCAUUGUGGUCUCCUCUGAGUCCCAUAGAUUUACGGAUAUUAAUGACUCCUCGGGGAAACUGGACUUCAGCCGCCUUUCUCCGUCCCGAAACGACUACUGGGCCAUGCUGGCUUACAACCGGUCCAAACUCUGCAACAUCCUCUUCUCCAACGAGUUGCACCGCCGCCUGUCCCCGCGCGGGGUCACAUCCAACGCCGUGCACCCCGGGAAUAUGAUGUACUCCUCCAUUCAUCGCAACUGGUGGGUGUACACGCUGCUGUUUACCUUGGCCAGGCCUUUCACCAAGUCCAUGCAACAAGGAGCAGCCACCACCGUCUACUGCGCUGCUGCCCCGGAACUCGAGGGUCUGGGGGGCAUGUAUUUCAACAACUGCUGCCGCUGCCUGCCCUCGCCGGAGGCUCAGAGUGAAGACACGGCCCGCGCCCUGUGGGUCCUCAGUGAGAGGCUGAUCCAAGAGCGACUCGGCAGCCAGUCGGGCUGAGCCGGGGAGCUGUGAGGAGGGGCGUGUGCUCUACCACUGCCAGCGUUGGCCCCCUUCCAAGUUCAUUAUCCAGGGGGUUUCCAUGUCCCUCCAACACAGACCCGCAAGAGUAAAGGAAACGAGAGCAGUCACAACAGAGAAAAAUGUUAAGUACCCAUGGGAAGCAGGGGAUUGAUUGCAGGGGUGAAGGGACAACUGUCACUUUUCCGGGGCUGGGUGAGGCCGAGGGCCCUCUGCUUUCUGGUGAUGGCCUGCUUGAAAGUGACAGCUUGCUUGGUCUGUGGGUCCCCUCUCUCCCUGUAGAAGCACAAGCAAUUCUCUCUCAACUGUUUAGAAUAGCCCCACGUCCCCUUGCCCUACCCAGCCGCUGCCACUGACCACUGUAGCCUGGGGCGGCCUUUAGGGAGGAAAGAACAGUGCUCCUCCGUCCUUGCAGCAUUGAUCCAGGAGAUAAUUGUUCCAUUCAUCCUGACCAAGGCUGAACUGUCUUGGCAAGUAUGGGGAGAGAAAUCCCUUGUCCCAGGCCCGCCGGUGUGACAUUCAGAGGUGGAGUGAAGUAGGCAGAGGGCUGGUCAGAAACUCCGUUGCCAAAGUUGUACCCAAAUUUCUUUUGAGAUUAAAACAAAUUCUUCAGAUCAUUCCCAAGAUACCUUUGACAGGCAGGAGAGGAAGCAUUCGUCCUUAAGAACACACAGGAUGUGGGGGGAGCGUGGAGAGAGUCGUUCCCUUUCUCCUGUGUCAGCCUUCUGCCAAUAUAUCCCUCUCAGCCUAUGCUUAAUAAAAAAAAAAACAUGCUUGAAGAUGCU
Otolemur garnettii (small-eared galago) is the source of this 2182-nucleotide messenger RNA. RefSeq names its product WW domain containing oxidoreductase (gene WWOX). Lineage: Eukaryota; Metazoa; Chordata; Mammalia; Primates; Galagidae. Bases 132 to 1376 code for a protein of 414 amino acids. The transcript has 9 exons. The record is from RefSeq and is a predicted model, not a curated record. Gene Ontology annotation, molecular function: protein binding.